Molecule: messenger RNA, 3527 nt
Organism: Etheostoma cragini (Arkansas darter)
Lineage: Eukaryota; Metazoa; Chordata; Actinopteri; Perciformes; Percidae
Gene: mark4
Product: microtubule affinity regulating kinase 4
Exons: 19
Coding region: 1047-3455 (802 amino acids)
Biological process (GO): intracellular signal transduction; protein phosphorylation; microtubule cytoskeleton organization
Cellular component (GO): cytoplasm
Molecular function (GO): protein serine/threonine kinase activity; ATP binding; tau-protein kinase activity
Source: RefSeq, a predicted model, not a curated record
GCCUAUUAUUACCGCGGACGUCCUUCUCCCUCCCUCUUUCUCUUGUCACUGUGUUUUUCGGGAGGCGGAGGAAGGGUCCUAUUUUCUUUCAUCCUCUUCGCAGAAAAAAAACAAAUGUUAUGUUUCCGGGGAAACGCAUAGCUUCGUGUUUCGCCCCUGCUCAUCCGGGCGACUUUACAUUCACCGCAUAAACAGUUGGAACCAAACCGAAUGAGAGGAGCUAAGGGCGGACUGGACUGAGAGGAAGAACCGGGGACUGACUUGAAGGCUGCACGUCCACCGCUUUCUUUAAUUCAACCGCAAUUUUCCAUUGAUUUUUCUUUCUUCCCAUGGCUCCGUACGUUUCUUGACGCCUUGAAAUGUGGUAUGAAGCGUUUCCUGCUUCUGUUUCCGUUGCUAUUACUCUGUGGGAGUCACCGCUUUGACGUUUGUCUCCCAGGAAAAUCGUAGCAUUUAACGUUAGCUAACAGGAAAACAAAAACUCUCCUUUUAUCUUUUAACUCUCCUUCCCGCGGUGGUCGCACAGAGCCCACGGCUGUUUUCUCUUUUUUGACCCCCAUCAGUUGCCUCAAUGGUUGGGUUUUCUUUCCUUUCUCACCAUAAGGCGGAUGCAGCUGAAAGUAAACCGAGGACCACCGGGGUUGAUUUAUUAACGAGCCAGCCUGUGUCCACCGAAAUGGUACGAUAGCGUCUGGGAAGGAUUGGGGGAAAGUGAGAAGCUAAGUUGGGGGUGGGGGGGGUCAGUCUGGGCUGUUUUUCCCCCUUCAGAUGUGGCUGGGUUGGUACCGAAAACACCAGACAGACAUGAGGUGGAAGUAGUUUGUUUUUGUACGCAUUCAUUUAAGCUGGAUCACUGUCUUGGUGAUCUGUGCUGCCUUCACGGACUGUGACAAUGAGGAUUGUAUGAGAAGUGAGGCUGCUUUACUCUGGUGUGAUUGACAGCCAGGCUAAUCUGGGCUGAUUUUUUUUUCAACCCAGUGUGAACACAAACCUACAGCCCAUUUAGUAAUUUUCUCUUGGACAACGAAGCGCACUCAGGGACGACAAUGUCUUUACGCACGGCACUGCCUGGAAACGAGCGGAACCCGGACCAUCAUACCUCCCUGUCGGGCAGCCGCUCGGAGAAGGGUACUGGCUGGUCGAGCCGCUCGCUUGGUGCCCGAUGUCGUAACUCCAUCGCCUUGUGUUCCGAUGAGCAGCCACACAUCGGAAACUACCGGCUCCUCAAAACCAUCGGCAAGGGAAACUUUGCCAAGGUCAAGCUGGCCCGACACAUACUGACUGGCAGAGAGGUUGCAAUAAAGAUCAUUGAUAAAACACAACUCAACCCAACCAGCCUACAGAAGCUGUUUCGAGAGGUACGCAUCAUGAAAACUCUGAACCAUCCCAACAUAGUGAAGCUGUUUGAGGUGAUUGAGACUGAGAAGACUCUCUACCUGAUCAUGGAGUACGCAAGCGGAGGUGAAGUGUUUGACUACCUCGUGGCUCAUGGCAGAAUGAAGGAGAAAGAGGCCAGAGCCAAGUUCAGACAGAUUGUCUCAGCGGUGCACUACUGUCAUCUGAAAAACAUUGUUCACAGAGACUUGAAGGCGGAGAACCUGCUACUAGACGCCGACUCCAACAUCAAAAUAGCCGACUUUGGCUUCAGUAACGAGUUCAUUGCGGGCAGUAAGCUGGACACGUUCUGCGGCUCCCCGCCCUAUGCUGCCCCGGAGCUCUUCCAGGGGAAGAAGUACGACGGUCCAGAGGUGGACAUCUGGAGCCUGGGUGUCAUCUUGUACACACUGGUCAGUGGGUCCUUGCCCUUUGACGGACAGAACCUAAAGGAGCUGCGGGAGCGUGUUUUGAGGGGGAAAUAUCGUGUGCCCUUCUACAUGUCUACAGACUGCGAGGGAAUCUUGCGCCGUUUCCUGGUCCUCAACCCUGCCAAGCGCUGCUCGCUGGACCAAAUAAUGAAAGAUAAGUGGAUAAAUAUCGGCUAUGAUGGCGAGGAUCUGAAGCCCCACACAGAGCCUGUGGAGGACUUAAACAAUGCCAGCCGCAUUGAUGUGAUGGUUGGGAUGGGCUUCACCAGAGAUGAGAUCAGAGAUUCACUGUCUAGUCAGAAGUACAAUGAGGUCACCGCCACAUACCUGCUGCUGGGACGCAAGAAUGAGACGGAGAGCAGUGUGUCUCGGUCAGGCAGCAGUCUGAGUCUAGCUCGAGUCCGACCCGGCACCCUCACCAACGGAACCAGCAAGCACCCCACAUCGUCCUCCUCCUCCGCUGCAACUUCUUCCUCUGGCCACAAGGCGCAGCGCAGCGCUUCUACUUACCACCGCCAGAGACGACACUCUGACUUCUGUGGUCCUGCGGUUCCAGGGUCGACAAACCCUAAGCGGAGUCCCAGUGGUGUAGGCGAAGGCGCGGGCCUGAAGGAAGAGCGUCUGUCAAGCCGCAAGCCGAGCACCAGUACCGUUGGCUCUCGUAGCAUCCCUACCCCCUCCAGUCCCAUGGUUAGCUCUGCUCAUAACCCAAAUAAGGCAGAGAUACCUGACCGGCGCAAGGAAGUUACUGCAACCACAAAUAACGUCCCAGCCAGUGCCAUGACUCGAAGAAACACGUAUGUGUGUACAGACCGAUCCAACACUGAUAGACACACACUGCUGCAAAAUGGCAAGGAAAACAGUUCCAUAUCCCAUCGCCUGCCCCCCGCCUCUCCUUCAACCCACAGCAUCGCUGGUGCUUCUGGGACCUCCUCUGCGUCCUCCACGCCCUCCUCCCGCCUCUCCAGGGGAUCCACGGUUAGGAGCACUUUCCACGGAGGGCAGAUCAGAGACCGUCGUCCUCCAUCGCAUGCUCCUCCAGCUUCCCCGACGCCAUCUCAUGAUGCCAGCCCGCUGCCCCACGCCAGGACCCGGGCCACGACCAACCUGCUAAGCAAACUCACCUCCAAAUUGACCCGCAGGGUCACUCUUGACCCUUCUAAACGUCAGAGCUCAAACAAGUCCAUGUCGGGCUGCACCCUCCCACAGGGGACAAAAACAGUUAGGUCACAGACGAACCUGAGAGAAUCAGCAGAUCUCCGGUCACAAGCCUCAGCUGCUUCAGCCCAGUCUCAGUCUCAGGUUAAAACCAGCAGUCGCCAUCUAUCUGGGCAUCAGAAAGCGGUCGAGCCCCGGACCCCCCGAUGCGGCUGGGAUGUGAGGGUGCGGAGCCCCCGGGACCCGGCCGAGGUGGUGCUUGCUCUGCGCGAGGCGGCGCAGGGCUGCGGCUGCCAGGUCCACCUCGCCGGGCCUUUCCUCCUGUCCUGCACCCACGGAGCAGCCGGCGCUCGCGUGGCCUUCGAGGCCGAGGUCUGCCAGCUGCCCAGCGGGCUGGGCCAGAGCAGCGGUGUGAGGUUCAAGCGCCUGUGGGGGGCACCGUUAGCCUUUAGAGACAUCGCCACCAAAGUGUCUAAGGAGCUGGAGCUCUGAGGGCGACAGGAGGCGGGGCAGAUUUAUAACAGACUGAACCUGUUAAAGAAUGAGGAGGGAUGAAGAGGAGGA